CCCCGGCACCUCCGCUGUCGGGUCAGGACUCGGCGGCCGCGGCGCCGUACUCGGGACCCGCCGCUCCAGGGCUGCUUUCCGCCCUCCACUUUCCUCUCGUCUGCCGGGCCGCAGGACCCCGGUCCCCCCUAGGUGGAAAGCCCGCGUGGCGGAUACAGAAACAAAAACCAAGAAAUGUCUCAUUCCACAAGCAAAGGACUGAUACUUGGCAUCACAGUGGGAACUGCUGGAAUCACCUUGCUUCUUUUUUGUUACUACAAGGUCCGUAAACCCAGGAUAGCAAUGAAUUUACCUAAACUUCUUUCUCUGGGUAGUACAUCUGAUUCAGUGACUUUACAAGAUAAAAUAUAUAAUGACCAAGGAACAGCAGUGGUCUUCCAAGGAAGGCAACUUCAGAUACUGGAGAAGUUAAGUGAGGUACUAACAAAUAUGGAAGAACUCAAAGAGGAAAUCGGAUUUCUUAAAGAAGCUGUUUCAAGGCUGGAAGAAUGUGUACAAGGUGAACUUGGGGGGAAGGUGACAGUUCAUAGGGUAAGUCCUCAGCACAGAGCUAGAAGAAGAAGGCUCGCCACAGUUCAAAGUUCAGCAACAAGUAAUAGUUCAGAGGACGCAGAAAGUGAAGGAGGGUAUAUUACAGCUAAUACUGACACAGAAGAACAGAGUUUUCCAGUCCCUAAGGCAUUUAACACACACGUAGAGGAAUUAAACUUAGAAACCCUUCUUCAGAAGGCAGAUCAUUUACGUGUGAAUGAGUCUGGCAAGAUGGAGAGUUUCGAACUACUCUGUGACCAUAAGGAGAAGUUUAAAGAUGAAGUAGAGUUUAUUUGGCGGUUAGCUCGUGCUUAUGGGGACAUGUAUGAGUUAUCUGCAAAUACACAAGAAAAGAAGCAUUAUGCUAAUAUUGGAAAAACCUUGGGUGAAAGAGCUAUUACGGUAGCACCCACGAAUGGAUAUUGUCAUCUGUGGUUUGCAGUUUUGUGUGGCUAUGUAUCUGAGUUUGAGGGCUUACAAAACAAAAUCAACUAUGGACAUCGCUUCAAGGAACAUCUAGAUAAAGCAAUCCAAUUUUUACCUGAAGAACCCUUUUUGUAUUACCUCAAGGGAAGAUACUGUUAUACUGUCUCAAAGCUGACCUGGAUUGAGAAAAAAAUGGCUGCUACUUUGUUUGGAAAAAUACCUUCCUCCUCUGUAGGAGAAGCUUUGCACAAUUUCCUUAAGACUGAAGAACUAUGCCCUGGUUAUUCCAAGUCCAAUUACAUGUACUUGGCAAAGUGUUAUUUAGAUCUUCGUCAAAACCAUGAUACUUUGAAGUUCUGUAAUUUGGCAUUGUCGCUUUCUUCUGUUACCAAAGAGGAUAAAGAAGCACAGAAAGAGCUGGAAAGAAUGAUCACUUCCUUGAAGAGAUAAAUAAAAGAACUUGCUCUCCAACAAAUCAGAUGUGGUCUACUAAAAUUUAAGCUAAUCAAGUGUGUGUUUUUACUAUCCUUUUUCAUUUUCACGUAAGGGUUUGAAGUUAAAACCAUGUUUCUGAAGGAGGCAUUCUGCUAGUAGCACUCCGGAAUUAAUCAUGUUACUUGGAGAAUCUAUUUACUAUAAUGUAAGGUCAAAAUGAUCUCUAAAUGUGUAUGCUUUAUAUUUUUCCUAUCAAUAAGCUAUAGUCUUCAGAAUAUUUCUUUAAAUAAAAUAUGUAAAUUAGUACAAUAAAAUGAACUUUAGUAUUUUCGCUUUCAUGGAGACUGCAAAUAAUUUCAUUAAUGCAGAUGAAAAGUGGAAAAAACGGGCAAAGGACAUGAAUAAGUUUAUAGAAGAGGAAAAACAAAAGAAGAAAAAUAUUGAAGCUAGUAGUCUGAGAAAUACAGAUAAAAGUACAAUAAGAUACUCUUUUACCAUCAAAUUAGCAAGGAUUAUUUUUCUUUCAGGAAACAUUCAGUGCUGGCAAUGGUUCUCAUACUCUGCUGGCAGAAGGGUGUUUUGGCACAAACAUUUGGGAAAAUGUGUCUAGAAUCCUAAAAAUGUACCGAGUCUUUAAUCUUAUAGUGCUGUUUCAUGAAAAUAGUCCUAAAGAGAAAAAGUCCUAGGAUUUAUACACGAAUGUUCAUAACAAUAUUCUUACAGCAAAACACUACAUCCAACAAUAAGAAAGCAGCUAAGCAUAUUAGAAUAAAACUAGAAUAGAAUAUUAUUUUGACAUUAAAAUAUUUACAAAUAUGAUAUAAAGAAAUACACAGAGCAUCUUAAGUACUGUACAAGGCAAAACUGCAAAUACAUUAUCUUCUCGAUUAUAUGAAAAAGGGCACAGAAGAGUGUCUACUCUGAAACACACUGAAAUGGUGGUAGUUCAUAUUUCUGUGGGGCUGUGUUUCAUUUCUUGAAUUUUCCAACUUUUUAUUAAUAUCCAGAAACUAAGACAUG
This is a messenger RNA of Loxodonta africana (African savanna elephant), 2412 nucleotides long. RefSeq names its product regulator of microtubule dynamics 2 (gene RMDN2). Gene Ontology annotation, cellular component: mitochondrion; spindle microtubule; mitotic spindle pole. The record is from RefSeq and is a predicted model, not a curated record. Bases 175 to 1407 code for a protein of 410 amino acids. The transcript has 11 exons. Gene Ontology annotation, molecular function: microtubule binding. NCBI's taxonomy places the organism in Eukaryota, Metazoa, Chordata, Mammalia, Proboscidea, Elephantidae.